This is a messenger RNA of Rhinichthys klamathensis goyatoka, 426 nucleotides long. RefSeq names its product COP9 signalosome subunit 9 (gene cops9). Gene Ontology annotation, biological process: negative regulation of protein neddylation. The transcript is spliced from 3 exons. The record is from RefSeq and is a predicted model, not a curated record. NCBI's taxonomy places the organism in Eukaryota, Metazoa, Chordata, Actinopteri, Cypriniformes, Leuciscidae. Bases 133 to 306 code for a protein of 57 amino acids.
GAAACACCACCGGAAACAGAGGGACACAACGAACGGCUUGUUUUGGUGAUUUUGACAGCGAGACAUCAAAAAGACAUCAUUUUAACAUUUAUUCAUCGCUGUUUUAUUUUUUUAAAUUCUCGCGCUGAAGUUAUGAAGCCAGCAGUUGAUGAAAUGUUUCCCGAGGGAGCUGGUCCGUAUGUGGACCUGGAUGAGGCAGGGGGCAGCACUGGACUGCUGAUGGAUCUGGCCGCCAAUGAGAAGGCUGUACACUCAGACUUUUUUAAUGAUUUUGAAGAUCUAUUUGAUGACGAUGAUAUUCAGUGAUGAAGAGGACGGAUAAGGAUGAUGUUCUCCAUUGUAUAAAAUGUUCAUUGUUGUGCAUUUAAGUGAGUGAUGUAGCAUUUGUUAAUUCUUCAGUUCAUUAAUAAACUUGUGUUCAAUACA